AUGAAUCUGUCAUCGGCUACCCUUCCGAACGGUAUCGACGAUGACGAGGAAUUGAAAAGUCUCCACUCCCGCAUUGCCCUUUCCGGCUGGUUUGGCUUCGUGGCCGUGGUCGGGUUCGUAGGGAACCUCCUCAUCUUCAUCGUGGUCGUCAUGUACCCGAAACUCCGCACGAUCACCAAUGUAUACGUGACGAGCUUGGCGAUUGCUGACAUGACGACGUGCCUCAUCAUCCCGUUCAUUAUCGUAGGAGUCGUAUCGACCACGGGGUGGCCGUUCUCGGAGGCAUCGUGUGUUUUCGUCGCCGUCAUCACCUUCGCCUGCAAUGGGGCAAGCAUCUUUUCAAAGGUGAAUAUUGUGCUUUUUCUGAUUGUCACCUGGCUCAUCCCACUCAGCGUGAUUUUGGUCCCAUUCCUCGGUGGCUUCACCCGUCUGGGUUAUGACGAGGGACCGCACGUGUGUACGGACAUCGAAGACAACGAAGAUGGUUCAGAGAAUCAGUUACAUAGCUACCUGCAGGCAACAUCAUUGACUUGUAUCCCUCUCGCGCUCGUGCUUCUCUUCUACGCCCGUAUCUACAUCCAUGUCCGCAAGCACGAAAGGGGGCUGAACAAGUGGAAGAACACUUCGACUAAGCAACCGCCCGCAGCAGCUGUCCCGGCUACAGUCACCAGCCAAACCUUGACACCGGUUGCGACAACCGAUGCGACAGUACCCGACGCUGUCAAGGGUACAUCUCAGGCGCCCUCAACGUCAGCCACUAUUCCGACCCAUCCCACCGCUGCCGCUCAAAACAAGGGUGACCGUCAAAGGUCCCUCGAGUACCGGAUCACCAAGAACGCCUUCUACGUAGUCCUUGGUUUCCUCCUGUGUGUGAUCCCCUACGGUAUCUGCAUCCUGGGCCAGUACGGACCAAGUGGCACGCCGUUAGCGAUGGCCUUUCUUCUGUUCAACAGUUGUCUUAACCCCCUUAUCUAUGGUACAAAGCACCCGCAGUUCAAGUCAUCCUUGAGGAACCUGUUUAGAGGGCGCUUCAGUGCACCACUCGUAACGUCGAAUUCAGUUGGACCUUCUGGACAAUGA
Molecule: messenger RNA, 1080 nt
Organism: Strongylocentrotus purpuratus (purple sea urchin)
Lineage: Eukaryota; Metazoa; Echinodermata; Echinoidea; Camarodonta; Strongylocentrotidae
Product: G-protein coupled receptor moody-like
Exons: 4
Coding region: 1-1080 (359 amino acids)
Biological process (GO): G protein-coupled receptor signaling pathway
Cellular component (GO): membrane
Molecular function (GO): G protein-coupled receptor activity
Source: RefSeq, a predicted model, not a curated record